AUGCAUAAAUCACCGGAAAAUGAGUUUAUGUAUUUGUUUGUAGCACUCAAAGCAUUCAUAAAGGGAUUCGAGUGUUGUAGACCAAUAGUUGUAGUGGAUGGUGCACACCUUAAAUCAACGUAUAAUGGUACAUCUGUGUCGGCAAGUACUUUAGAUGGAGCAGGUAAUAUCCUACCACUAGCGUAUGGUGUGAUAGAUUCGAGAAUAAUAAGUCCUGGACGUGGUUCUUUGAACUUGUUCAAGCAAGCUUAUGGUGUUAGAAAAAUUAUGUGUGUCGUGUCCGACCGACAUGAAAGCAUAAUACACACAGUUUCUAAGGUGUAUCCUACUGUUCCUCAUUUGGCUUGUAUAUGGCAUUUGUGGAAAAAUGUGAUAAAGCAAUACGCAUACAGCCAGGAUGAGUUCGAUAAAUUGAUGGAGAAGAUUGGGAAUGUUGAUAUUCGGGUAAAACGAUACCUAGAAGAUGCUGGAAGGGAUAAAUGGUCUAGGCUUUAUUCACCUGUUAACAGAGGAUGGACAAUGACUUCGAAUAUAGCCGAAUGUAUUAAUGGAAAACUGGUUGAAGCAUCAACUGAAUAUGUUUACACAGUGAAUGAUGGACUGAGGCGUUUCAUAAUCGAUUUGAAGAAGAAAACUUGCGGGUCAAGGAUGUUCCAAGGACGAGAUACCGUGUUCUCAUGCAUGGGCGGUAUUGAAGAAUAA
Lycium ferocissimum is the source of this 702-nucleotide messenger RNA. RefSeq lists its product as uncharacterized. The record is from RefSeq and is a predicted model, not a curated record. Bases 1 to 702 code for a protein of 233 amino acids. NCBI's taxonomy places the organism in Eukaryota, Viridiplantae, Streptophyta, Magnoliopsida, Solanales, Solanaceae. The transcript is spliced from 4 exons.